ACAGACAGCCUCUACAUUUAAAUCAAAUCUAAAACAAUUUCGGGUAAUUCGUUUGUAACAUUAUACAAAGCAAAAAAUAUAACUUCGAUAUUUCACUGAUUAAAACCGAUUAAUUUUAAUAUGCAAGUGUUUAAUUAUAUAUGCGCCUGCUUGUCGAUUAUAGACGACAAAAAUACGAUUAGAUUUAACGUGUCAAAGGUUAGUGAAUCCAUUCUGACAGCAGUCGAUUUUAGAAAAAAAUUCUCAAUAGAAUUAAAUCAUGUUCAAAAGCAGUAAUGUACUGUUUAGGGUUAUCUAUCGAAAAUCUCAACAUGACUGUUUUAAAAGGUUUUAUAGUAUGGAACCGCUAUUCCCCGGAGCACGAACAACAUGGACGGACAAACUAGAAUUCACAAAACCAAGUUCGUACAAACCUCUUCCCGUAUACAGAGUGUUGAAUCGUGAAGGAAAAGUAAUCAGGAAUGAAGAAGAGCCUCGUUUGUCUGAUGAAACUUUGAUUAAAAUGUAUAAGGAUAUGACGUUUCUGGGUAUAAUGGAUAAAAUAUUAUAUGAAGCUCAAAGGCAAGGUCGAAUAUCCUUCUACAUGACCAAUUAUGGUGAAGAGGCGUCACAUAUAGGUAGUGCGGCUGCUCUCAGUUUAGAUGACGUAGUUUACGGACAAUACAGAGAAGCUGGCGUUUUACUUUGGAGAGGUUAUAGUAUACAACAGUUUGUUGAUCAAUGUUAUGGAAAUAAGGAUGACGUUGGAAAGGGGAAAUCGAUGCCCGUUCACUACGGUUGCAAUAAAAUUAACGUAGUUACAAUUUCCAGUCCGUUAUGUACGCAGUUGCCGCAAGCUGUAGGGUCCGCAUAUGCUUUGAAGGGUAAAAACAGAGUCGUGAUAUGUUAUUUCGGUGAUGGAGCCGCAUCAGAAGGAGAUGCACAUGCUGCUUUCAAUUUUGCGGCUACGUUAGAUUGUCCCGUGAUUAUGUUUUGUAGAAAUAACGGUUUUGCUAUUUCAACACCGGUUCAAGAACAAUAUAGAGGAGACGGAAUAGCAGCGAGAGGACCUGGUUAUGGUAUAAAUACAAUUAGAGUAGACGGUAACGACGUUCUAGCGACUUAUAAUGCUACUAAAAUGGCGAAAGAAUAUGCUUUGAAAGAAAGUAAACCGGUUCUAAUUGAAGCCAUGACUUACAGAGUAAGUGACCAUUCCACUUCCGAUGACAGUAGCGCUUAUAGAUCACCAGAUGAAAUCAAAUUUUGGACUAAAAAUGAUUAUCCCACUCAUAAAUUUAGGUAUUAUCUAACCGAUAAAGGGCUUUGGGACGAUACAAAACAAAAAAAUUGGCUGGAAGAGGCAAAAAAUGAAGUUAUGAAAGCUUUCAAAGCAGGCGAAGAAAAGCAUAAACGAAGCUGGGAAGUUAUGUUUGAUGAUGUUUAUCAGUAUAUGCCACAACAUAUUAGGAAACAGAAGGAUGGAUUAACACAACAUCUUAAAAACUAUAGUCAACAAUACCCAUUGAAUAAAUUCGAUCAGAAAUAUGGAAGGCUCUUUUCAACCGAAAUUCCACUUUUUCCUGGCGCGAGAACGACAUGGACCGAAAAAUUAGAAUUUGUAGGAGCUCACAGUUACAAACCGAUACCAGUAUAUCGAGUGAUGGAUCGCCAAGGAAACGUUCUAGAUCCCAAAGAAGAACCAAAUUUAUCUAACGAAAUAUUGAUCAAAAUGUACAAAGAUAUGUCACUGCUUGGGGUAAUGGACAAAAUUUUAUACGAAGCACAACGUCAAGGAAGAAUAUCUUUUUAUUUAACCAAUUUCGGUGAAGAAGCGACCCAGAUAGGUAGUGCUGCUGCUUUAAAUAAUAACGACGUAGUUUAUGGACAAUACAGAGAGGUUGGCGUGUUAAUGUGGAGAGGUUUCACUUUACAACAAUUCGUUGAUCAAUGUUAUGGUAACAAAGACGACCGUGGACACGGCAAGCAGAUGCCAGUACAUUAUGGAAGCGAUAAACUAAACUUUGUUACUAUUUCUAGUCCGUUAGGUACUCAAAUUCCUCAAGCUGUAGGUUCUGCUUACGCUUUGAAAGGUAAAGGUAGAGUGGUGGCGUGCUAUUUUGGAGAAGGUAGCGCUUCAGAAGGAGAUACGCAUGCAGCUUUCAAUUUCGCGGCUACCCUGAACUGUCCGGUUAUAUUUAUAUGCAGAAACAAUGGUUACGCAAUAUCUACUCCAGUUAAUGAACAAUACAGUGGAGAUGGAAUAGCCGCCAGGGGUCCUGGAUACGGUAUAAAUACAAUCAGGGUUGAUGGUAACGAUGUGUUGGCGGUAUUUAAUGCAACUAAAAUGGCAAAAGAAUAUAUUCUGGAAGAAAAUAAACCAGUACUUAUAGAAGCUAUGACCUACAGAGUCGGUCAUCAUACAACUUCCGACGACAGUUCUGCUUAUAGAAGUUCAGAUGAAGUGAAGCAGUGGAUGGAAAACGAUUAUCCCACGAAUAAAUUCAAAUCUUAUAUAAAUAAAAAAGGAUUAUGGGAUGAAAUGCAAGACAAAAAAUGGUUGAAAGAUGCCAGAAAAGAUGUACUGUUAGCUUUCAACGAAGGUGAACGGAAAUUGAAACAUAAAGUGGAAAUUAUGUUCGAUGAUGUUUACAAGUAUCUACCUCCUCAUUUAAUAAAGCAGAAAGAAGAAAUGGAGAAACACUUGCAGGAUUAUAAAGAACAUUAUCCACUAGACAAAUUUCAAUAAACUACUUUUUUAAAGUACAGAUUUACAAAAAAAUAAUAUUUUAUAUUUUUAUGCAAUAAAAACGACUAUACUAAAUUUGCUUUCAUUUUUUCUACUAUUUGAUAGCAUUUCUAGUUUAGUGUUUUGGUCCAAUUUGGUUCGAUAACUUUUGAGAAACUCCAUGUAAGAAUCUAAAAAAUUCUGUUCUGUUGUAGAAUUGUUUUGGAUAAAGGAAAGUCCUGAUUCAGUUUAUGUUGUAUUGUACAUAACUAAAUACAUUUCCUAAAUUACCACAAAUGAAACUUAAGACUACACUAUUUUUAUUACAUCUAGAUUAUUGCAGGUCUACUACUGAUUUCACUAUUGUUGAUUUUGUUCUAACUGAUACGAAGACCAGUCUGUAUAUUUUUAAAUGCUACGAAACUAGAGGAACUACAGCUGACCAUACUAUAUUUUUAAAUACAGUAGCACUUGGAGUAGUCAGUAGAAAAGAAUUUGUCUCCCAUAACGGUUCAUUUUUGAGUAUGUUAGUAAUAAUAUUUAAGUUUUUUUGCAGUGUAGUAUUUUAUUAGUGUGUUUUA
Molecule: messenger RNA, 3285 nt
Organism: Diorhabda sublineata
Lineage: Eukaryota; Metazoa; Arthropoda; Insecta; Coleoptera; Chrysomelidae
Gene: BckdhA
Product: 2-oxoisovalerate dehydrogenase subunit alpha, mitochondrial
Exons: 12
Coding region: 260-2725 (821 amino acids)
Biological process (GO): branched-chain amino acid catabolic process
Molecular function (GO): oxidoreductase activity, acting on the aldehyde or oxo group of donors, disulfide as acceptor
Source: RefSeq, a predicted model, not a curated record